Messenger RNA from Trifolium pratense (red clover), 1191 nucleotides. RefSeq lists its product as uncharacterized. NCBI's taxonomy places the organism in Eukaryota, Viridiplantae, Streptophyta, Magnoliopsida, Fabales, Fabaceae. The transcript is spliced from 2 exons. Gene Ontology annotation, molecular function: catalytic activity. The coding region runs from base 1 to 1191 and encodes 396 amino acids. The record is from RefSeq and is a predicted model, not a curated record.
AUGGUGGGGGAUUUGAAACCCUUUAUUCUUUGUAUCCAGGAGACGAAAUUGCAAAAUUGUGAUGAUUUGCUUUGUAAGACUCUCUGGGGUAGUUCAUCUCUCGGGUUCUCUUAUCGUCCAUCGGUUGGGGCGUCAGGAGGGCUUUUAACGCUGUGGGAUUCUUCUGAGGUGGAGGUUUGGUCGACUGAGAGUCGAGAGCAUGUUCUGUGGUGUCACGGUCGGUUUUCUAGGACGGGGGACGAAUUUCAUGUGGCAAAUGUCUACGCGCCUUGUGAUGAUGGGGCUAAGCAAGUUUUGUGGGAUUCUCUCUCGGUGCGUCUCGAUUUGCUGGUGGGUAAAAAGGUGUGCGUGUGUGGGGAUUUUAAUGCUGUCAAACACCUUGAUGAAAGAAGGUCGGUUAGGAACGGGCAUCGAUUUUCGGAUCAUAUCCCGUUUAAUCGAUUUAUUGAAGAUAACUCUUUGAUAGAUCUUCCCUUAAUUGGACGUAAGUUUACGUGGUUCAAAGGGGAUGGUUCCUCGAUGAGCCGUCUUGACAGAUUUCUUCUCUCGGAGGAGUGGUGCUUGACGUGGCCUAAUUGCAAGCAAGUAGCCAAGCUGAGGGGUUUGUCAGACCAUUGCCCUCUGGUCUUGUCUGCAAACGAGGAAGAUUGGGGACCUCGUCCUUCGAGGAUGCUUAAGUGUUGGAAGGAUAUUCCCGGUUACAAUACGUUUGUUAGAGAAAAGUGGAACUCGUUUCAGGUUGAUGGUUGGGGUGGAUAUGUGCUUAAGGAAAAAUUCAAGAUGAUAAAGGAGGCCCUGAGAGAGUGGCAUACGUCUCAUGCUCAAAAUCUUCCUAGUCGCAUUGAUACUCUGAAGGUCAGGCUUUCAGCUCUUGAUGAGAAGGGGGAGGAUGAUGAACUUUCUGAGGCGGAAUUAGCUGAGCUUCAUGGAGUUUCGUAUGAUAUUCUUUCGCUUUCUAAGCUGCAUGCCAGCAUCAGUUGGCAACAAUCUCGGUCGUUGUGGCUCAAGGAAGGGGAUGCUAAUUCUAAGUACUUUCAUUCGGUUUUGGCAAACCGCCGCCGAAGGAAUGCUUUGUCCGUUAUUCAGGUCGAUGGUGUAAUGCUAGAAGGCGUGUGUCCGAUUAGGCAGGCGGUGUUUACUCAUUUUGAGUCUCACUUUAAGGCACCUUUUGUGGAGAGACCUGGGUUAUAA